This is a messenger RNA of Glossina fuscipes, 2715 nucleotides long. Its product is annotated as L-aminoadipate-semialdehyde dehydrogenase-phosphopantetheinyl transferase. The transcript has a single exon. Gene Ontology annotation, molecular function: magnesium ion binding; holo-[acyl-carrier-protein] synthase activity. The coding region runs from base 109 to 978 and encodes 289 amino acids. Gene Ontology annotation, cellular component: cytosol. Lineage: Eukaryota; Metazoa; Arthropoda; Insecta; Diptera; Glossinidae. The record is from RefSeq and is a predicted model, not a curated record.
ACAAAAAAGGACAAACAGAUAUAACUGCACUUUUCGAGAAAAUGUGAAAAUUGCUAAAAAAACCAAACAAUUGAACUAGUUGAGCUCGCGCACAGAAUUUUAAUCAAAAUGUCGUCAAAAUUCUGCACUAGAUGGGCAUUUGAUUUGAACACUUGGACACCAACAUUGACACAAUUGGCACAAGCAGUGCGCGUGAUACAAACAGAAGAACGGGUGAGAUUGUUAAAAUUCCAUUUUAUUGAUGAUUUUCUUUCAUCGCUCGUUGGCCGUUUAUUGAUGCGCAGAUAUGUCAGUUUGUGUACUGGAUUGGUUUAUGAUAACAUUGCAUUUUCGCGCGAUGUGAGAGGAAAGCCAUAUUGGCUUGGAGAUAAAGCUGAAGACGCGCAUCAUCUUAGUUUUAAUGUAUCACAUCAAGGCAGCUUCGUGAUAUUAUGUGGUAUUUAUAAAUGCUCUGCAGAAAUUAUGGAUUUUGGAGUGGGUGUAGACGUCAUGAAACUUGAGUAUUCUGGUGGCAAAGAUUUACAUCAUUUUUUCCAUAUUAUGCACAACAAAUUUUCUGAUACUGAGUGGCGUUAUAUAAAACAAUCUCAUAAUAAUCGGCAUGACCAAAUAAAAGCCUUUAUGCGGCAUUGGUGUUUAAAAGAGGCCUAUGUCAAAGAAUUGGGAGUUGGUAUUACAAUUGAUUUACAAAAAAUUAGUUUUGGCCUAGACAAUGAUAUGGAGUUAACAUAUGAGAAUUCUCCGUUAACUAGCACAACUUUAAAAUUAAAUGGUGUUCCAAUGCAUAAUUGGUAUUUUGAGGAGCACAUGCUUAGCGCAGAUUAUUGCGCAGCUAUAGCUUUCCGUAAUUGCCGACCAGGAGCAGGAAAAUUUGAACUAUUAGAAAUUUCGCAAUUACUUAAACCUUUUCUGGUUGUUUCUGGUGACGAUGAAAUUAUGGAAUAUUGUCGGAAUGUUUUAAAAAAACCGAGAAAAUAAUCUACAUGUGGUUUACAAGAGAAAAAAAUAAUAAGCGAAGACAAAUUUGCAUAACUAAAAGUAGUGUAUUUUUUGUGAUUAUUAAGUGUUGAUAGUGUUCUAAUUAGCGAUAUAUUUUACGACUUUAUAAUACCUUUUAAUGUAAGUUUUAUCAGUUUGAUUUGACACUGAUUUGACUGCACAUUAGAAGAAUGCGAAAUCAAUUUAAAAUUCCAAACGCUUCUAACUCUGCAUUACUUUCCUUUCCACUAUUUGAUAUAAAUAUCAUUUCUAUCCACAAAGAAUACAAUGAAUUAUCGAGAAGUAUACGUAGCAUAUACAUAAAUAAACCUUCUACUCCCCUAUUACUUACUUACUAGAUGCGAAUCUGUGAAUUAUAAGAAUUCUUACAAAUUAGAUCAAAAAUGAAUGAUUGACAUAUACACUUUUAAAUUGAUGUAUAUGUAUAUUUGUUCACUAUGGAAUAUUUCAUAAAUUCAAAAAACUGUUAAAUGUGCAUUUGUUCAUUGAUUUAUUGAUUUUAUUCGAUCAAGGACUACGUUUUAAUCAGCAGAUUAAGCUCGCCUUAAAUAAACUUAGGGCAUCCCCACGCCAUUACGUUAUAAAAAGGUUAUACAUUCGCUUGGUGAGGCCAAUACCUGAACAUGCCUCUGUUGUAUGGUCUUAUCCCUGCAGAUGUUGGAUAGAUUCAAUAGAAUUUCUUCAAAAGUAAUUCCUGUCUCUUGGCUUCCAUAAAAAUAGAUUGCUUUUGUUAGCCUUAUAGCCACUAGAGAAAAGUGGAUUUGUCCUGGAGGGUUUCUUCUUUAAGUUAAAAAAAAAAUUGUACAUAUAAUAGUUUCUCAAUAUCGGAUUCUUUAAACUCUAUGAAAUUAAUUGUCUCUCUUAAUACGCGCGCUUUGCCCAUGUCGCAUCUAAAUUAAAUUUUAAUCUUGUAAUCUCCGUAUGAUUGGAAAACUGGACUGAAUUUCGUUUGCCGAUCGCGUGCAUGUUUGUAACGGCUAAUGGAAUCAUUCCCAAUUCGGGCCUGUAGCGGCUGCGGGUUUGCCUCUGCGCUAGAUGUGUACACGCUUUUGAUUUUCUUUUGUUUAUAUAUGAAUUUUUUUUCUCUUCAUUUUUUCAUUAUUCUUCUUUCCUUUGUAAUAGUUAAGUCAUAUUAUUAUUAAUUUAGCCAGAUAAAAAAAAUACCAAGCCUAAAAUCUUGAAGCACUAUCGACUUUAUGGUUAACAUAAACUUUAUUUGUAAGUCAAUCAAAAUCGAUUGUUAAUUUAUUUUAGCCGAAUUUCGUAUGUAUAUAAAUAAGUUAAUAAAAUGUACAGCAGGUCGAGCUGAAAAAUGACUGGCCUUCAUCAACUUCAAAAGAAAAAUAAAAAAUAGUUAUUUAUAUAAUUUUUAAUAAAUGUUGAUUUGAAAUUUGUUUUAGGUUAAGCUACUAGUCCGAUUUUAUGUUGACCUUACCAUAAUAAAGGCGUGGAUUUUUUUUUCUUUUUUAAGAGAAUUUUAAGAGAAUUGAAAAAGAAAGAGUCGACAGAGUAUGAUUUCAAUUACGUCGACGAAAUGGUUUAGGUGUGAUUCUCUUCCACGAACUCCAGUUUUAUAGAAAUUCUAUAACUAGUUUAUUAAAAUACAACGCAAGCAUUAUUAUUGACGUUUCAUAAAUCUUACUUCAGACUGAAUUUUUGUUUAUUUUUUUUUAAUUUAAUUUUUAUCAUUUUUCUAUUAAAACGAAAUAAAUAAAU